CAGGAGUACGCAGCACUGGGCACCGGUGGUGGCAUCUAUCACUUCCGAGACCAGAUCCUGGCAGGUGGUGCUGAGGCCUUCUUUGUCCUCAACGCAGACGUGUGCUCAGAGUUCCCCUUGCAGGAGAUGCUGGAGUUCCGGCAGCGGCACGGGGACGCGCACAGCUUUGUCAUUCUGGGUACCACAGCCAACAGGACGCAGGCGCUGAAUUACGGCUGUAUCGUGGCCCACGCGGACACGCAGGAGGUCCAGCACUAUGUGGAGAAGCCCAGCACGUUUGUCAGUGAGAUCAUUAACUGUGGCAUCUACCUCUUCACACCUGCCAUCUUCCAGCACAUCGGUGAGGUCUUCCAGAGGAACCAGCAGGAGCUAGCGCUCUAUCCUUACCUUGGAGAGGAGAGCUCCAACGGCUGGCAGCGUGCAGAGGUGAUCCGCCUAGAGCAGGACGUUUUCACGGCGCUGGCUGGGAGUGGCAAACUCUAUGUCUACAAAACUGAUGGCUUCUGGAGCCAGAUCAAGUCAGCUGGCUCUGCUAUCUAC
Messenger RNA from Antrostomus carolinensis (chuck-will's-widow), 540 nucleotides. RefSeq names its product GDP-mannose pyrophosphorylase A (gene GMPPA). NCBI's taxonomy places the organism in Eukaryota, Metazoa, Chordata, Aves, Caprimulgiformes, Caprimulgidae. The annotation marks the transcript as partial. The record is from RefSeq and is a predicted model, not a curated record. Gene Ontology annotation, biological process: biosynthetic process. The transcript is spliced from 6 exons.